CCCGCGCGGUGUUUACCCGCGGUGCAUGGUGGGGCGGUCUCAUCCAGCAACCUCGGCCCAACGGCCGCCCAGAGGCUGUGCUGAGCUGGCACAGCGACAGCAGCAUGAACUGGACCCUCGCAUCGUCCGUGCCCUUGUCGAGUCCCGACUACUACGAGAGGCUGGGCCAACUCCAGCAUGGGCUGCGGGACAGUGAAAAGAAGAGAUUGGACCUGGAAAAGAAACUUUAUGAAUAUCAUCAGUCUGAUACAUACAGAGUUAAGCUGAAAUAUGUAAAACUAAAGAAUUAUCUGAAGGAAAUAUGUGAAUCUGAAAAGAAGGCUCAUACUCGAAACCAAGAAUAUUUAAAGCGAUUUGAGCGUGUCCAAGCUCAUGCUGUACACUUCACCACAAAUACAGAGAAGCUUCAAAAACUGAAGCUUGAAUAUGAGACUCAAACUAAGAAGACGCUACCCUCAAAAGAUAGUCUGGGACUAAAAGGUGAACUGAAAGAUGAAGACAGAGAAAAGGUUGCAGUGCAGGAGGGAAUUAACUCAGGAACAGCCAUGUCAAGAGGAUUGUAUCAACCAGCAACAAUCUUUAUGGGCCGCCAAAUGUCAGCCGUCUCAAGCAUGGGAGAUUUCAGUACAGAGCACAAAUCUCCCCAACCCACAAAGAACUUUUCAAUUCCUGACCCACAUUCACACCGACAGACAGCCCAGAGAAGUAAUGUGACAGAGAGCUGUGUAGUACAAACUAGUAAUGACACACAGUGCUUAAAUAAGUCUGACAGCAUAGAUGGAAAGGCAUCUCUUCAGAUUGGUGAGAAAACGCCAGUCACAGCCAGUGUAUUGUCUGAGGAGGAGCAAACUCAUUGCUUGGAGAUAGGAAGUAACACGCGUCAUGGCAAGAGUAAUUUAUCUGAAGGCAAAAAGUCUGCUGAACUCAAUUCCCCGUUACAGGAAAGAUUAAGUCCAGAGAACAGAACCACUGAUUUAAAGUGUGACAGUUCCAGCAGAUCAGAGGGAUCAGAGGGAGAAAUACUGACACGGGAACAUAUUGAAGUUGAGGAAAAAAGAGCCAGCCCGCCAGUCUCUCAGAUAACAGUUUCAGAAUACUGUGAAUCUGAAAAUAAGUGGUCUCAAGAGAAGCAUUCUCCUUGGGAAGGUGUUUCAGAUCGUCUUGCUCACGGGGACCCAAAGUCACAAAAGCCCUUCAGAAAUAAGCAGGAAGAGAAGGAGGAGGAAAGUUGGAGUACCAGCAGUGACCUCACUGUUUCAAUAAGUGAAGACGAUGACCUGUUUUUAAAGAGCCCAGAACCACAGCCAAAUCCAGGUGGCAAGAUGGAGAGAGAAGAUGGAAUAGAGGCCUUAAAAUUAAUCCAUGCUGAGCAAGAAAGAGAUGCCCUAUCCACUGAAAAAAAUCAUUGUAUUUUGCAAACCCUAAGCUCUCCUGAUUCAGAAAAGGAAUCCUCCACUAACGCACCAACUAGAGAACCUGGACAAGCACCAGACUCAGGCGUACCGAGGGCACCGGUGGGUCAGCAUGUUGCCACCUUGAAAAAACAUGAUAAUUCUCUCAAAGAAGAGGCAACAGCAUUAUUGAGAAAAGCCCUUGCAGAAGAGUGUGGCCAUAGGUCAGCUAUUCACAGUAGUGAAUCAUCUUGCAGCUUGCCGUCUAUUCUGAAUGACAGUAGUGGAAUAAAGGAAGCCAAACCUGCUGUAUGGCUCAACAGCGUUCCUACAAGGGAACAAGAAGUUUCAAAUGGCUGUGGAGACAAGAGCAAGAAAGAAAACAUGGCUGCAGAUAUCCCAAUCACAGAAACAGAAGCCUACCAGUUGCUGAAGAAGGCUACCCUUCAGGAUAAUACAAAUCAAACUGAAAACAGGUUUCAAAAGGCAGAUGCUUCUGUGUCACACUUGUCAGGUUUGAAUAUUGGCAGCCGUGCAUUUGAGACAAAGACAGCUAACAAAAUUACGUCGGAAGCUAGUUUUUCAUCUAGUGAAGGAAGUCCUUUGUCAAGGCAUGAAAACAGAAAGAAACCCAUGAUCAAGUUAAAAUCUAAUGCCCUCUGGGAUGAGUCUGACGACAGUAACUCAGAAAUUGAGGCUGCUUUACGCCCUAGAAACCAUAACACCGAUGAUUCUGAUGAUUUUUAUGACUAACAUGCUGUGACAUCUGUUGUAAAUAAAGUCUUUAAACAAACU
This is a messenger RNA of Rhinopithecus roxellana (golden snub-nosed monkey), 2186 nucleotides long. It is a transcript of the gene KIZ, whose product is annotated as kizuna centrosomal protein. The record is from RefSeq and is a predicted model, not a curated record. Gene Ontology annotation, biological process: spindle organization. The transcript is spliced from 13 exons. Gene Ontology annotation, cellular component: centrosome. NCBI's taxonomy places the organism in Eukaryota, Metazoa, Chordata, Mammalia, Primates, Cercopithecidae. The coding region runs from base 105 to 2144 and encodes 679 amino acids.